Molecule: messenger RNA, 381 nt
Organism: Cylicostephanus goldi
Lineage: Eukaryota; Metazoa; Nematoda; Chromadorea; Rhabditida; Strongylidae
Source: the annotation of a GenBank genome assembly
AUGAGCAAGGAGGAUGAACCUCUGUCCCCCAAAUCUGAGAAGAGUUCCCCUACACCACAGUCUUUAUGGGAUCGCAUUUACACAGAAGAGGUCUCCUCGUGUCUAUCGUACCUCAUUUUCCUUGGAUUUGCCGUUACAGCAUGUCGUGUGGUAUUAGCACCUAUCCACGAACGAAACUAUAACGUCUCCUCCGAAGAAGGAAACUACAACGUCUCAUCCGAAGAAAUUUCUUUACUUACACCACAAGAUUAUGCUAGCAAUUUUUAUACAAUAGGACUUAUCAUCGCUAUCGGUGUUGUAACGGGUUAUGUAGCACAACUGGUUUAUCUUCCUAGCUUACUAGGUACGUUAUUCAAUUCCUUUCCUUCGCUUGAUAUCUGA